UCUGAGUCUGCGCUCAAUUUCAACGUUAGCACUGUUUUGAAGUUAUAAGGGAUGUAUCUGAAUGUAUUUGACCAAUUAAAAGUCAAUCUGUCAACAAGCGUCCGCCCUCGCGGUGACAUUUUCGACUGUCGAAGUGAGUCCUCCUGACCGCACAUCCUAUCUUUGACUGCCUCCGCCACAAGGUGGAACGCACAGUCUGCGGCUAGUCAAAACUUUUGUUUGUCUCACUUAGCUGUGUAUGGUGGGUAACUUCGUAAAGGGCCGAAACAAGUACUCGCAGGUCUUCAGUGGAAGUUCUGGGCCGCUGGGCUUUUGCAGUCAUGACCUCUAGCAAAAACAAGAACCAGACCUCUCUGGCGCUCCAUAAAGUCAUCAUGGUGGGCAGCGGCGGUGUGGGCAAGUCCGCCCUCACGCUGCAGUUCAUGUAUGACGAGUUUGUGGAAGAUUACGAGCCCACCAAGGCAGACAGCUACAGGAAGAAGGUGGUCCUGGAUGGCGAGGAUGUUCAGAUUGACAUCCUGGACACGGCGGGGCAGGAGGACUACGCCGCUAUCAGAGACAACUACUUCCGCAGCGGCGAGGGCUUCCUGCUGGUCUUCUCCAUCACGGAACACGAGUCAUUUGCUGCAACGUCAGAGUUUAGGGAGCAGAUUUUGCGCGUGAAGGAAGAAGAUGCCAUUCCCAUGUUGCUGGUCGGUAACAAGUCGGACUUGGAAGACAGGAGGAAGGUUUCUGUGGAGGAGGCGGCAGGGAAAGUGAGUGAGUGGGGUGUUCAGUACGUGGAGACUUCAGCCAAGACCAGAGCCAACGUAGAUAAGGUCUUCUUCGACCUGAUGCGUGAGGUUCGCAAGAAGAAAAUGUCUGAGAGCAAAGACAAAAACGGGCCAAGUGGGAAAAAGAAGAAAAAGCGCUGCUGCAUACUUUAACCUGGGAAUAUGCUGAGAACACACCUGACAAUCACCUUGCUGCCACAUCAUUUGGACUUCCUGUGGUUUUUUUUAACUCCUCUUCAAUCACUUUCACACGCUGCUCUCAGCCACUCGACAGUUGUAUUAGUUAGAUAGUCUUAUCUCCCAUCCAGCAGCUGGAGUCACAUGACAUGUCUACUCACUCCUGUCACCUACCUUUGUUCAUCACAAUCUUUACCACUUUCAUCUUCAUUUGAGAAGUGUGCCCACUACAGACAUUACAACAUGUAAUAAUAAUAAAACAUCACUUGUGUUUUGCUACCAUUGA
This is a messenger RNA of Nerophis lumbriciformis (worm pipefish), 1236 nucleotides long. RefSeq names its product ras-related protein ralB-B-like. Gene Ontology annotation, molecular function: GTP binding; GTPase activity. Gene Ontology annotation, biological process: signal transduction. Gene Ontology annotation, cellular component: membrane. NCBI's taxonomy places the organism in Eukaryota, Metazoa, Chordata, Actinopteri, Syngnathiformes, Syngnathidae. The record is from RefSeq and is a predicted model, not a curated record.